CUUGUUACCCGUAACCUUAAUAGGUCAUACCAAUUAUUAUCAACUGCGCAGACGUUUUAUCGAACGCCCUUGACAAUAAUCCAACAUUAACGACUAUGAUCUCUUUGAAGGGAUUAUCACAGGAUUUAAAAUUUUUUUUCUCAGCCAAUGACGACUCGUGCAUGAAAGAAAUAUUAAUAAUUACUAAAUCGAUUAAUUUUAUUUCAUCAAAUAUUGAGUUUUUCAAGUUCACAUCUUAAAUUUUAAUAAGCUUUGAUAUUUUUCACUUAUAAUUUAUGGAAAACAGUAAUCUAUUAUAAAAUCAUUUUGAGAUAAAAAAGUGGACAUUUAAUUUUAAGAGAAUAAUAGCAAGAACAUUAUCUUCUAUUAUAUGUAAAGGGAAAAGAAAAAGCGUAUAUCUUGAAAUUACUCUAGUCGAUUAAUUUAAAUGCUUCUACUUAUUGUUAAUACAAUUAAUGGCUUGUUUAUACGUGUACGUGAAAGAUACAAACAAUAAUAGUCCAGAAGAGUGUAGUGGUGUGCUUCAUUUCGCGCAUGCUGCUUCCAUUCUGAAUCCAGGGUGAGUGAGUAGGAGAGAGAGAGAAAACGAAUGGCACAAGUGGUGGGAGGAAAGAGGGUAGCGAACAUAUAAGGAUAGGGUGACUUCGAAAUAUCCUCACUACUUUGAUUAAACGCUGGCAAGUUUUCCCGCGAACUUCUCUCGGGGAAGAAAAAAAAAAUUUAACUAAAUAGUGACACACACGUGACUUUAACGUGGCUAUUGUUUUUCUUUUGUGUUAUCCUACAAGAGUGUAUUUAUUUUAAACAAAUUAUAAAUCACGUUAAGUUAGCAUGAGCAUGUCUCCUUAUCUUCGAGAAACAAAUCAUAUGAAUGACACUGUCAAUGAAGAAAUAAGUGCAGGCAUUUACGUGGGUGCAUCUAUUGCACUCGGUAUCAUUGGCUUCUUUGGUUUCACUCUAAACUUAAUUGUCGCGAUAAUCAUCGUUAAGGAUGCUCAAUCACUCUGGACUCCCGUCAACGUUAUUCUUUUUAAUUUGGUUGUUGGAGAUUUUUUAGUAGCCGCCUUGGGGAAUCCUUUGGCAAUGACUUCUGCAAUAACAAGUGGAUGGUAUUGGGGCUAUGACAUGUGUCUUUGGUAUGCCUGGUUCAUGUCUACAUUGGGAUUCGCUAGUAUUGGUAACUUAACCGUGAUGGCUGUUGAAAGAUGGUUACUAAUUACCCGACCGAUGAAAGCAUUGUCGAUUAGGCACGCCGUUUUCCUCGCUUUUGCGGUGUGGAUAUAUGCUUUAUCCUUGUCUCUACCACCCCUUUUCGGUUGGGGAAGUUACGGUCCAGAAGCUGGUAACGUAUCCUGCAGUGUGUCAUGGGAAGUUCACGAUUCUGCUACGAACAGCGACAGCUAUAUAGGAUUUCUAUUUACUCUAGGACUUGUUUUACCAGUUGUUAUUAUAGUAACAAGUUAUUUCGCAAUAUUAACAACCACGAUAAAAGUUGAAAGAAAAGCCGGUGCCAGAGGAAGACGAGAAGCUAAAGUUACGAGAAUGGUAGCACUGAUGAUAAGCGCAUUUCUCAUCGCAUGGUCACCUUAUGCUGCACUUGCAUUAGCGGCACAAUACUUCAACGCGAAGCCGUCACCCUCCGUGGCUGUAUUACCAGCUCUCCUAGCAAAGUCUUCCAUUUGUUACAAUCCUAUCAUUUACGCUGGAUUAAAUACUCAAUUUCCACGAUCUUUGAAAAAGAUACUUGGUAUUCGUGAUAUUGGUGUUGGCACGAAUGGCAGUCAACAGACUGCUUUGACCACGUUCGUCAACAAACAAGAACAGAAGCACUGAAAACGGCUAAUCGGAAUCCUGGAUAAUUUUGGAUUUCGAAUACAUAUCACUCGUGAAUAUUGUAACUCGAAUAAGAUUAAUAUUAUUUUUUCUAAAUUUA
Polistes dominula (European paper wasp) is the source of this 1933-nucleotide messenger RNA. Its product is annotated as pinopsin. The record is from RefSeq and is a predicted model, not a curated record. Gene Ontology annotation, biological process: G protein-coupled receptor signaling pathway. Gene Ontology annotation, cellular component: membrane. Gene Ontology annotation, molecular function: G protein-coupled receptor activity. NCBI's taxonomy places the organism in Eukaryota, Metazoa, Arthropoda, Insecta, Hymenoptera, Vespidae.